AUGGAACGCCGUUGGGAAAAAAGUGACCAUUGUACGCUAGUGUUUGAAUAUGCGUGUAGGGGUGAGCUGGCACUCACUAAGACAAAGAAAUACAAAUAUGACAAGGGAGUAGGAGGGAAUGAGAGAUCUAUUGUAGAGUGUUCAUUGGAAAGCAGAGCUGGAGAAAAGAAAUGUGCAGGAGCGGACAUAUUAAAGGAGAGCAGCCUACUGGAUACAGACAUCACAGAAAAAUCUAUUCUAAAGAAACCUCAGAACCUCAAAAUCGGCAAAGCACGUGGACCGGAUGGACAUCACCCGAGAGUACUGAAAGAAGUGACUCCAUGCAUCCCACCACCGAUACGGAUAAUAUACAGGAAGUCCCUGGACACUGGACAUCUACCAGCUCAGUGGAAGCAAGUGGCAAGACAAACAUACCAAACACCACCUAAACAAACAUACCAAACAUCACCUAAACAAACAUACCAAACACCACCUAAACAAACAUACCAAACACCACCUAAACAAACAUACCAAACACCACCUAAACAAACAUACCAAACACCACCUAAACAAACAUACCAAACACCACCUAAACAAACAUACCAAACAUCACCUAAACAAACAUACCAAACACCACCUAAACAAACAUACCAAACACCACCUAAACAAACAUACCAAACACCACCUAAACAAACAUACCAAACACCACCUAAACAAACAUACCAAACACCACCUAAACAAACAUACCAAACACCACCUAAACAAACAUACCAAACACCACCUAAACAAACAUACCAAACACCACCUAAACAAGCAUACCAAACAUCACCUAAACAAGCAUACCAAACACCACCUAAACAAACAUACCAAACACCACCUAAACAAACACCACCUAAACAAACAUACCAAACACCACCUAAACAAACAUACCAAACACCACCUAAACAAACAUACCAAACGUCACCUAAACAGUACAUAACACUCUUACCAAAUACUAGUACAAACAUACCAAACACCACAUAA
Messenger RNA from Ostrea edulis (European flat oyster), 1002 nucleotides. RefSeq lists its product as uncharacterized. The record is from RefSeq and is a predicted model, not a curated record. The transcript has 3 exons. Bases 1 to 1002 code for a protein of 333 amino acids. Lineage: Eukaryota; Metazoa; Mollusca; Bivalvia; Ostreida; Ostreidae.